AUGAGGGCUGAGAACAUCACCUCUGUCACACAGUUCAUCUUGGUGGGACUCUCCAACCACCACAAGACUCAGGUUCUGCUGUUCGUGGUCAUCCUCCUCAUCUACUUGCUGACCAUCGUGGGGAACCUGGUGAUCAUCACGUUGAUCCAGGUGGACUCCCGCCUCCACACACCCAUGUACUACUUCUUAACACACCUGUCCAGCCUGGAAGUCUGUUAUGUCACCAGCACAGUGCCUCAAAUGCUGGCUCACCUACUGGCAGGCAAUGGGGCCAUCUCCUUCGCCCGUUGUGCCACACAGAUGUACAUUGCUUUAUCGCUAGGUAGCACUGAAGGCCUUCUGCUGGGUGCCAUGGCCUACGACCGGUACUUGGCCAUCUGCCAUCCCUUGGUCUAUGUCAUUGCCAUGGGCAGGUGGCGCCAGGCGCAGCUGGCUUUAGGGGCUUGGGCGGGGGGCUUCCUCCUCUCCAUAAUGAAUGUGAGUUGUACCCUUCGCCUCCCUUUCUGUGGCCCCAACCGCGUCAACCACUUCUUCUGCGAGCUGCCCGUAGUUCUGAAACUGGCGUGUGCCGACACACGUGUGACAGAGGGCGUCAUAUUUGGGGCCGCCGUGCUGAUCCUCCUGGUUCCCCUUUCGGUCAUCCUGACCUCCUACAGCCUGAUCCUGUCCUCUGUUUUGCAAAUGCAGUCAGUGUCUGGGCGGAGCAAGGCCUUCUCCACUUGCGCUUCUCACUUGGCGGUGGUCACCUUGUUCUACGGCACUGUCAUCUCUAUGUACAUGAGACCUCGGUCAGGUACGGCUACUGACCUUGACAAGAGAAUUGCCGUCUUUUACAUUGUGGUCACGCCUUUGCUCAACCCCAUCAUUUACACCCUGAGGAACAAGGAUGUCCAUGGGGCAGUGGCCAAAGUCUUCCAAAGAUGGGGCUUUGAGCCGAAAUCAAAACAUUAA
This is a messenger RNA of Euleptes europaea (tarantolino), 951 nucleotides long. RefSeq names its product olfactory receptor 2D3-like. The coding region runs from base 1 to 951 and encodes 316 amino acids. The transcript has a single exon. Gene Ontology annotation, cellular component: membrane. NCBI's taxonomy places the organism in Eukaryota, Metazoa, Chordata, Lepidosauria, Squamata, Sphaerodactylidae. Gene Ontology annotation, molecular function: olfactory receptor activity; G protein-coupled receptor activity. The record is from RefSeq and is a predicted model, not a curated record. Gene Ontology annotation, biological process: G protein-coupled receptor signaling pathway.